Molecule: messenger RNA, 451 nt
Organism: Penaeus indicus
Lineage: Eukaryota; Metazoa; Arthropoda; Malacostraca; Decapoda; Penaeidae
Product: arf-GAP with coiled-coil, ANK repeat and PH domain-containing protein 2-like
Exons: 3
Coding region: 4-366 (120 amino acids)
Molecular function (GO): GTPase activator activity; protein binding
Source: RefSeq, a predicted model, not a curated record
GUGAUGGCUAUAGAGCACCUGCUAAUAAAUGGAGCAAAAGCUAAUGAACAAGACUCUGAGGGCCGGACUCCGCUACAUCUAGCCUCAUUAAAUUCAAAUAUUGGUCAGGUCUGUCUCCUCCUCAAGCAUCGUGUUGGCCUCAACCAGACUGACAAUGAAGGUCAUAAGGCCAUUGACUUGGCUUUGGAGAGCUCUGAACCAGAUGUGGUCACAUUGCUACGAGUGGCCAGCCUGAGCGAGCAUAUAGACCGAGAUGGUGGUGGCGAGGAUAAUAACAUGCUCAGUGAUUUUUUGCGUGAUUUCCAAGAAAAGAUGGUGAACCAGGGUCACAAUCGCUCACGGCAGAAUGAUGCCAUGCCAAACUAGGCGGCAUCACUACCUCUUCACAUGUGAAAAGGAGAUACAUAUACAUGUAUAUAUACAUAUAUAUACAUAUAUAUACAUAUAUAUA